Messenger RNA from Gopherus flavomarginatus (Mexican gopher tortoise), 7508 nucleotides. It is a transcript of the gene GAD1, whose product is annotated as glutamate decarboxylase 1. The record is from RefSeq and is a predicted model, not a curated record. Gene Ontology annotation, biological process: GABA biosynthetic process. The coding region runs from base 852 to 2624 and encodes 590 amino acids. Gene Ontology annotation, molecular function: pyridoxal phosphate binding; glutamate decarboxylase activity. Gene Ontology annotation, cellular component: cytoplasm; presynaptic active zone. Lineage: Eukaryota; Metazoa; Chordata; Testudines; Testudinidae. The transcript is spliced from 17 exons.
UUGAAAUUAUUGCUGAGAGAGCAUGUGUUAUAUGGUAGCACAGUGUGAUAUGGGUUAGAACAAAAGAGACUGAAAGGAAGAUAAAGUUGAGAUCAAAUAGCUUUCUUUUAAAGAGAUGAUUUUUUUUAAAUCGGCUGUUUGUUGGCAGUCACGACUGCUUCGUGUUUAUAUAAUGAACGUUUUUGGUGUGUUUGAAAUAAUCCUCUCCGUCUCGGAAAGAACUCAAUCGGUAUUUUUAAAAGAUGUACAUCCCCGAGCGGAAGUGUCUUUCCUACUAGCCCCCCUGCCCCUCUCUGAAAACUGAGCGUGUUGAGUACGUACGGUAUUACUCAUAGGUUCAGCCUUUCUGGGUGCAGCUUCGUGAUCUGGAUUCACAAGCGAGCUAUAAAGCCCCGAGGCGACCAAAACACCUGCAAAUAAGUCACAUUAGCCUCGGAAGGCAACACUUGACCGCGUGAUUUCCAACCCAGCAAACUGACCUGGUCGAUCCCCCCUCACCCCCCGCCUGUCUGCCGUCCAUAUUGGAGCCGAGGAGGUGGUGGCAGCGGUGUGAUUCGUGCCUGCGUCGGAGCAGACCAACCGGCGAUUCACGCUUUAAAAAAGCAAAUCCAAGUGCUUGUGGCAAAAGGUCAUCUCGAAUUAAAUUCCGAGGCGCAUUGGUAUUCCGACGUCGUUUCUGGCGGAGUUUAUAAGCUGCGUCUCCCACCCAAGGUUAGAAUUCCCCCGGCUUUUUUGGACACUUAGUAAGUGUGGGUUCGCUCGCUCUCCUCCGCGUAAAUUCUUUACUGUCCACCCACCAGAGAAAUAUUGAAGGAAAAUACGGAACCAAAGGACUUCGACUUUCUGAAGUGAUGGCAUCCUCUGCUCCAUCCUCCUCCAACGCCAAUCAGGACUCCAACCCCACUAAUUUACGACCCACAACUUACGACACCUGGUGUGAUGUGGCUCAUGGAUGUACCAGAAAAAUUGGUCUCAAAAUAUGUGGGUUCUUGCAAAGGAAUAACAGCCUGGAAGAUAAAAGCCGGAUUGUGAGCUCUCUCAAAGAAAGGCAAUCUUCCAAGAACCUGCUGGCUUGUGAGAACAGCGAGAGGGAAGCCAGGUUCAGGCGGGCCGAGACAGACUUCUCCAAUUUAUUUGCUAGAGAUUUGCUGCCUGCCAAGAAUGGCGAGGAGCAGACCAUGCAGUUCCUGCUGGAGGUGGUUGACAUUCUCCUGACCUACGUGAGGAAGACGUUCGACAGGUCCACCAAAGUCCUGGACUUCCAUCACCCGCACCAGCUGCUGGAAGGGAUGGAGGGCUUCAACCUGGAGCUCUCGGACAACCCCGAAUCCCUCGAGCAGAUCCUGGUGGACUGCAGGGACACGCUGAAGUACGGAGUCAGGACAGGUCAUCCUCGUUUUUUCAACCAGCUCUCCACUGGACUGGAUAUUAUUGGCUUGGCUGGUGAAUGGCUGACAUCAACUGCAAAUACUAACAUGUUUACAUAUGAAAUUGCACCUGUUUUUGUCCUCAUGGAGCAAAUAACGCUUCGAAAGAUGAGAGAGAUUAUUGGAUGGUCAAAUAAAGAUGGUGAUGGAAUAUUCUCACCUGGAGGGGCCAUAUCCAAUAUGUACAGUAUAAUGGCUGCUCGCUACAAGUAUUUCCCUGAAGUCAAAACUAAAGGCAUGGCUGCAGUUCCUAAACUGGUUCUCUUCACUUCAGAACAGAGUCACUACUCAAUAAAGAAAGCUGGGGCUGCACUUGGGUUUGGAACAGAAAAUGUGAUUUUGAUAAAAUGCAAUGAAAGAGGGAAAAUAAUACCAUCUGAUUUGGAAGCCAAAAUUCUGGAAGCGAAGCAAAAGGGACAUGUUCCACUUUAUGUAAAUGCAACCGCAGGCACAACAGUGUACGGGGCCUUUGAUCCAAUAGAAGAGAUCGCAGACAUUUGUGAAAAAUAUAACCUCUGGCUCCAUAUAGAUGCUGCUUGGGGAGGUGGACUUCUAAUGUCCAGGAAGCAUCGUCAUAAGCUGAAUGGAAUAGAAAGAGCCAAUUCGGUCACAUGGAAUCCACACAAGAUGAUGGGAGUUUUGUUACAAUGUUCGGCCAUUCUGAUUCGGGAAAAGGGUAUACUUCAAGGUUGCAAUCAGAUGUGUGCAGGAUAUCUGUUUCAGCAAGAUAAACAAUACGACAUAUCCUAUGACACUGGAGAUAAAGCAAUACAAUGUGGUCGUCAUGUGGACAUUUUCAAAUUCUGGUUGAUGUGGAAAGCUAAGGGUACAGUAGGAUUUGAAAAUCAGAUCAACAAAUGUCUGGAAUUGUCAGAGUACCUCUAUACUAAAAUUAAAAACAGGGAAGAAUAUGAGAUGGUUUUUGAUGGAGAGCCUGAACACACAAAUGUAUGUUUCUGGUACAUUCCUCAGAGUCUCAGGGGCAUACCAGACUCUGAGGAGAGAAGAGAAAAGCUACAUAGGGUGGCACCAAAAAUCAAAGCUCUGAUGAUGGAGUCAGGUACCACAAUGGUUGGAUAUCAGCCUCUGGGAGAUAAAGUCAACUUCUUCCGAAUGGUUGUCUCAAACCCGGCGGCAACUAAGUCUGACAUUGACUUCCUCAUUGAAGAAAUAGAAAGAUUGGGGCAGGAUCUGUAAUACUCUUGGCAAACUAUUUAUUCCUCUAGUCCACUGUUUUCCAGCACUGGCUUUUUUACCCAGUUCUGCAGAACACCCUUUAAGGAAAUUCCCUUUCUAAAUGUUCCACUCUCCUAAGACACUCUAACACAAAAAAAUCUGUAGGUUACUGCAGAGGUGCUGGAACAAUUUGUAUACUGGGGGGUGCUGAGAGCGAUUGAACCAACUGUAAACCCAGUAUAUAAUGGAAACCAUUUCAAGCCAGGGGGUGCAGUAGCCCACACACACACCCAGUACCCUUAGUUCCAGCACCUAUGGCUUACUGAAAUAUAUAUGUAUUAGUAGGUCAUUUUAUUGAAGGAAAAUAUAUUAUCUUGAAGUGUACUAUGAUCCUUAUUUUAGUCUGUUUAUUAUAGUCAGCAGGAAACUACUAAGUAUUAAAAUAGAGAAUUAAGAACUCUACACAAUAUGUAUGUACAGUAUAUAUAUAUAUAUAUAUAUAUAUAUAUAUAUAUAUAUAUAUAUAUAUAUAUAUAUAUAUAUAUAUAUAUAUAUAAAUGGUAAUGAAUUUAGAGCUAAGCCAGAGCAUGUUUUCCACUUUAAGAGAACUAACUUUUCUUUCAACAGUUAAUGAUGUGGACAAUGUGCGGCACAUCUGUCUAACAAAUGCAAAUAGCUGUAAAGAAACAUUUUAAAAAAUGUAGCUUCUUAGGAGCUAAGGAAAAUGUUUAAUAGUAUUAAACUUUAUUGUUGGUGCUUCUCUCACAUACAAAAACAAUGGAUCCUAAAAGCACCCCCCAGUAAGAUAGUUGUAUCUCCCCUUCAGUGUCAUAGCAGGGGAUAAUAGUAACAGAGUCAUUGUACCAGGUAUAUUAUUGCUGUAUUUUUAGAGAUUAAUUUGUGUAGAUUGUGUAUAUUAUAGUUAAAUGACUUUGUGAAAAGGAAUUAAAUGUAAUAGUUUUACAGCAAGAUAACUGUUCAAUUCUAGGUCUAUGAAAUAUUUGCUUAUUUAUAUGCAGAGAUUUACCAUGCUAAAGAGUUGUCUUGUAUUUUCUUCCAUUUGUAAUGUAUCCUAUUUAUAUAUUAUUGAAGUUCUAAAUGAUGUUUAUGGUAUUUUAGUGCAUUUGUGAGCCAAAGAGAUGAUAAAAAUAUUAGCUGACACUUUUUUAUUUAUAUAAUAGUGCCCUUAAAAUAACAACUUACAGUUAAUUUUACUGAUCAUUAGGAAUUCUAACAUUGUAUAUAGACUCUAGUAUAAUGAAAUCCCUUUACUUUAAUAGACUCUUCACUUUUAUUAAUUGUAAUGUCUGCCUGUAUGUCCAGUGUUCUGAAUGCUUUUCUAGUGAAUAUUGGAUAAUAACCAAGGCCCAUGUACUUCUGUUGUAGUUCAGGUUCAAUCUCUGUGACUAGUUUAGCUAAAUUCUGGGGCAAGAUUCCUGAAGAAAAUCUGUACCAAAUCUGUGAGAUUGUUAACCAGGUUUAUUAAUGUUUUGUAGAAGGGGAAUUCACUAUGUAUUUUGGAGUUUACAGAGGAAAAGAAAAACUCACCACAGAAUGUUUAAAUACAGCUGGCUUGUCACCAUAGUUUUAACUGAUCAGACAUUUCAGAAUAUAGACACAAGAGUCAGCUGCAGCCCAUUCAGUUUUUAAUUAACUAGGUAACCAGUUCAACAAAGUACAUGAUUUUGUACUGGCAGACCAGCUAAGUAGUGGAAUCAAAUAAAGGCUCAAUAGUCCUCUGGCUACAGAAUGACUAUUAUCAUGAUAACUGAAACCUGCUGAUUCAAAAUCUUUUCAAAAUAUGCUGCUAUGGCUAUUGUACAGGAAAGUCUGUAAUAAGCUACUUUUCUUUCUGCUCUGAAAUAAAAUUUAAUCGCAUUAGAAAUAUUCUAUUAAAGGAUUGUAACGAGACACAUUUUGAUUUAAAACUACAGCAAUACUCUGUCCAAAAAGAUCCUAACACUUUGUGUUGCUUUUUCAUUUAUUUAGAGGGGGUUAGACACUCACUGCCUCGGUGCCUCACAUUAUGCCAUGUGAACAGGCUGCAGUAGCAUGAAGGGGCCCUAAAAGCCUUGGCUGUAGCCAGAAGAGAAUUCCCUUAGUACAGGCAAUGCAGAAGACAUAUGUAAGGUUGGCUUAGUUGGCAUGCUGGAGAAGGGAAGAGUGUUUUGGGGCAGGGCUACAUCACAUAGCACUAAGGAAAUUCCAGACAUCCCUGCAGCUCAUAGGACAAUCCAGGGAGUCAGCUAUAACUUACACAGCCCCCUCUAGGUCUUUGCAGCCCCUGGAGCAGCCCAGGAUUGGGAAGGUGCAAAUGUGACCAUGGUCCCCUGGGACUGCAAAUUCUGUGCUGUGCCUCACCUGUGGUCUUAAGAGUAAAUACCAGUUGGAUAUUCAAAACACCAUGUCUAACCCCUCUCAUAUAGCCAGGAAAGCCUGGGGCAUUUUGACAUUCUUUGAAUGGAAAAAUUGAGAAACCUAUUUCAAGAGUCUAACACUGGUGGGCCCAAUCUAACUUCCAGGUCCAGGGGGUCUAAUUCUGAUGUAUAAGCACUCUAUGCUUAUUUUUGUCACCAGGACUCUUCCAAAAUUUAAGGAGCUGAGUUUUGGGUGGCUAGUCAUUCCCAAGCACUGUUUUCUUUUUCUUUUCCUAGAGACCCGGUAUACCUCUCUCCUCUCUUACACUCUGUAGAAGCUUCUUCUUGAACUUCAUUAUGUUAUUACCUUAUUGCUCAUUGGAGUCAAAUUCAGGGCUUGUUUCACUUUUGUGGCUCUCUUUUUGCCUCCUAACUAUAACAUACAGAAGAUGAUCCAUAUAAUCCACCUCAAAAUCUUACAACUAUGAAGCCACCCAGUAAUCCCACUAGCACAGUUGUCUUUCUAGUAGGCCCAUCUCCUUAGGGCAAUGAUUUUACUUCACGCAGCUGGUGCAGAUAGUUGCAGUGGGCCAUGCUUCUACAGUCGUGAAUUUUGAUCUUCCAGAAUAAAUAUUCCUGACAUCUUCCCUUCUUUGAUACUAGCACCUUUGGUAUAAAAGUCAAUGAUAUAAGGUCUGAAUCCUGCUCCCAUGGAUAUUGUCAGCAUCAAUAUUGGUUCUGGCUUCAACUUUUAAAAUCAAAUGCCAUUCUCUCUAGAUGCAGGCCAUUUCUCAUUAAAAGGUUAGAGUUCUCCUACUCACAAGGCUGUUCUCGGGUGUUCAGAAACAAACUCUUCUCUUAGAAAUGAAAAGGCUGGAUUACUUUUUGAAGCAUAAGUUUCUGGAUGAAAUUUUCCCCCUCUGAAUAGUUCACUUUAUUCAAAGACCUGCUACAGAAGAUUACAGCAUCUCUCUAAUCUUCACAGUGUAUGAAAAACAUUAUGGCCUAUGCUAGUCAUUGCCAAGAUAUCUAACCAGCCUUGAAAGGGGAGUCUACCUCUUCCACACACAGCAGCAGCAGCCGCUUGUCAUUUCUUUGACCAAUUUUUAGCUUAGAGUUUAUGAUCCCCUUUAUGCCCUCACUCAGGGAGUUUCAGUGACAGUACCACUAGAGAGGUAAGAUGCAGGCUUCAUACUUUAUGCUCUAACCUUAAAAUCUUAACUUUCUGGCCCUAGUGUCCAGAUUAUCGCCACCUUACAACAAUAAUAUUUGAAGAACUCUAUAGGCUUUAGAAACAUAUGUGGAAGCUAAGUAAUAGGAUCCCCAUUUUGCAGACUGGAAAAGGACAGAGAUCAUGCAGCAAGUCCUGAAUGGUACUGGCUGGGAACAGAAUCUUGUUCUCCUGAGUAUUGUGCAAACUGUAAUUUGAUUACUACAAAUUGCUUCUCUUCCAUUUGGCACAGUUUCUUGCUUUUGCCAGAUCAGAACUACUAGACUGCUCUAGCUACUGCCAAUGAUAGUUUGGAUCUAGAAGUGACAUUUAAUAACGUAGAUCCUGCUGCCUAUCACAGAGUUAUGAAGUUUAUUUUCGAGGUGGUUCUCGCAGCCAUGAGAGUUAAAUUUAUCUUCAUAUAUGAUGUAUGGGAUUCUUUCUUUCUGGUACCACUGUAUCUUAGUUUUGUGGCAAAUGAUGCUCAAAACCAGUUUCUGGUAUCUCCUUGUGAUUGAUGUUGUCCAUUAGGAUAUUUAGCAGUAAUGACUUCCCAUCACCACCAGCACAGGGUCCUGGUUUACCCAAACUCAGACAGCUGAUUUAACAGAGCCUUAUUUAGGGGAUGGCCAUGAUCAUCAAUGAGACAAAGUCUCUCUAUUUCCCUUCCAGUAGUCAAUCUUCAUCUGAGUAAUAUUCUGUGGCUUCUCAAACAAUGACUUCUCUGCAACUCUCCUGUUCUUAAAUCCACACAGCAAUAUGUGGGGAAGGUCAGAAAGCGUGAAGCCAUGAACGAGGUGACUCAUUCCAAGAAAUACAAUUAUAGAUGAGCAACUCAAUUUUCCUGAUGUAACGAGUUGGUAAUUUACUCUGAGGUUGUGAUUUCUUCUUUAAAAUCUUACUGACAAGCUCUGUAUUGUUAAGGUGGGUGAAUUCAAAGUAUCUUGACAAAUGGCAAAUAGAGGGAAGAUGCCAAACUAGAAAUUGUUGCUUCAGUGUUUACUAGCUGAUGUAUUAGAUUUGGAAAAGGAUAACCAAAGCAGCUGUUGAUUUUAAGUAGGAAAAGUUCCAGUUUCAGUUGUUAGAACCCCUUUUUGGAGAACACAGUAAGAUUCUACCAUUUCUGGCGGACAGACAGAACCAGGGUUCUCGAGAGUAGCCCAGAAUUUUAAAAUCAUCAUUUAUUCAGGGCACAACAUGUUUUUUGAAUGGUGACAAAUAAAAAGAGAUUUUUUUAAACAGAAUCUCUGUGUUUUGUGGCAAAAAGAAUUGUGAAAUUAUAAAAAUGAUAUGCAAUGCAAUUUACAUUUUUCAAUAAAAAUUUAUCUUAAAAUUGUU